AUGGAAGCUAUGUUUUCAUGUGGCAGAGUUGCAUUUGCAAUUAUAACAAUAUUAUGCUGCUUCACUUCCCCUGCAAUUGCAUGCCCCUUCCCUGAAAGAAAUCUUCUCCUGGAUUUCAAGGCAGCCGUUGUAGAUGAGUAUAACACACUAACUUCCUGGCACGGAUUCAAUUGCUGCACGUGGAGAGGAGUCAGUUGUAAUCUCCGCACAGGCCAUGUUUCUCGACUGGAUCUGAGUGGAUUCAAUUUGGAAGGUAACAUCAGUUCAUCGCUGUUCCAACUUGCACGGUUGGAGCACCUCGAUCUCAGUCACAACCUCUUCAAGGGUAAAUUCAGUCCUCCCCAUAAUCGAAAGUUGAAGAGUCUCACUUUUCUUGACUUGUCAUUUGCUGGUUAUGAAAAUUAUUCCUCUCUGGAUUCUGUAUGGGAAUUUUAUGUGAGUUUGGAAAGCUUAUCAAAUCUGGCGAGCUUGGAAUACCUCUCUCUUGCUGAAGUGAACAUCUCUGCAAGCAAAGAGUGGGGUGAAGCUGUUGGCAGUCUAUCCAACCUCCAACAACUGAGCAUGUCUGACUGUGGGCUUGGAGGACAAAUUCCCAAUUCCCUUCUCAACCUCACCUCUCUGCUUCAUCUGGAUCUAUCAGACAACUAUUUGUCAGCACAUAUACCAGCUUGGUUUGAAAAUGUGACUGGGCGCUUGCUCUCUCUUGAUCUCUCUUGGAAUGAGAAUCUUGGAGGAGACAUUUCUUUCAUUGGACAACGAAAGUCUUCUUUGUCACUAACCAGCAUUGGUCUUUCAAUGACAGCCAUCAAGGGCCGAAUUCCAUCUGCUAUAUGGAAUAUCUCAUGCUUGGAGCAUCUUCGUCUUUCAUAUACCAGAAUUGAAGGUGAGAUUCCAGCUUCUAUAGGGAAUUUGUUGUCCUUGCAAAGUCUUGAUCUAUCAGAUACCAGGAUUGAAGGUGAGAUUCCAGCUUCUAUAGGGAAUUUGUUGUCCUUGCAAAGUCUUGAUCUAUCAGAUACCAGAAUUGAAGGUGGGAUUCCAUCUGCUAUAGGGAAUGUGUCGUCCUUGAAGAGUCUUUAUCUGUGUGAUAUCUCUAUUGAAGGUGAGUUUCCUGUCUCCAUACUCAAUCUCUCUAAACUUGUUGAAUUGGACCUGUCCUACAACAUGAUAACUGGGGUAAUCCCAGCUUCAUUGGACUCACUUUCUUCCCUUGUUAGUCUUGACCUUAAUGCGAACGAAUUGAAUGGUAAGAUUCCAUCUACAAUUUCAAAUCUUGUUAACUUAAGAAGCCUUUUGCUCCACUCCAAUAGUUUAAGCGGCCUCAUUUCCCUUUCCGUAUUCGAUAAUCUCACUAGUCUUGAUAGGCUGUAUCUUUCUUACAAUCAGUUAACUGUAAACAUUGAUUCAACAUGGAUUCCGGAGUUUACGCUUUCCGGUUUGGCAUUAGGUUCUUGCAAUUUAGAUAGAAUUCCAUCGUUUCUUGUGACCCAAUACGACUUGGAAUAUCUAGACCUAUCUGCUAACAGUAUCCAAACAAAUAUUCCAUCUUGGAUAUGGAACUUACCCAGCCUUUAUGAUUUGAACCUUAGCUGUAAUCAAUUAACUGGGUCAUUGCCAUCUAGACAAACCUUACCUAUGUAUAUUGACUCUCUAGAUUUGCACAAUAAUAGCCUAGAAGGUUCUCUUCAUCUUCCUCUCGCUGGAGCUUAUCUGCUAGAUCUGUCGAUGAAUCAGUUUAAUGGUUCUAUUCCUAGUCACAUCGGUGCGUAUCUUGAAAAUGCAAGGUUCUUAUCCUUGUCGCGGAAUAACCUCAGCGGAGCGAUUCCAGAUUCUAUUUGCACUCCAUAUUUGCAGGUUCUUGACCUUUCAAAAAAUACGCUGAGCAGUGUCAUUCCUCCUCAUUUAACCAGGAAUUGUUCUUCUCUUAGUGUUCUAGAUUUGGCAGAAAAUCAUCUGGAAUGUAAAUUGCCAGCAGAGUGGGGCAACAUUACAAACAUGCAUACAUUGAAGCUCAAUGGUAAUCAUUUGAGAGGAGUUAUUCCCUCAUCCAUUUCAGAAGGCCGAUCUCUGCAAGUAUUGGAUUUGGGAAAUAAUGAUUUGGAAGGCACCCUUCCCCAGUGGAUUGGAAAGCUAUCACAGCUGCAUGUGUUGGUCUUAAGGUCUAAUCAUUUUCAUGGCAGUAUCCCACGCCAGGUAAUUGGCCUUCCGAAUCUUCAAAUUCUGGAUCUUUCUGGCAACCACCUUUCAGGAGCUAUUCCAAGCAACCUUACAAACCUGCUUGCAAUGGUCAAUGCAUCGCAGAAUAAUUCAAACCAUCUCGAAGAAUACAGUUCAGGUGGUGCUACAUAUACAAAUCAGAUCAAAAUUUCCUGGAAAGGCUGGGAUGUUGAAUUUGUGAAAGUUCUCUUUAUUCUUAAAUGUAUUGAUCUUUCAAACAACAGUUUAUCAGGGAGCAUUCCUUUUAAAACGGGAUCUCUUCAAGGCUUGAUAGCCCUUAACCUUUCAAGGAAUCAUCUCAGUGGCCGAAUCCCAAAAACAUUGGGACACAUGGAACAACUAGAGUCUCUGGACCUCUCGCUAAACAGGUUGAAUGGCAACAUUCCCUUAGAACUUGAGUUCCUGAGUUAUUUGGAGUUCUUGAAUCUAUCUUACAACAUGCUUGAUGGAAAGGUACCCCAUGGAGGACAGUUCCUAACUUUUGGGGAGUCGUCCUACUUAGGCAAUCUUAACCUAAGUGGGAUUCCAUUUACCAAUAUAAGCGUCUGCAACAACUCUUCUGGCUAUGGCAACUGCACAAGUAUUGAGAGAAUUGGUGAAGCAAAGAAUUCAGAUGGUGAAAUGAUAGGAUGGGCAGUCGGACUUGGAUUGAGUUAUGGUUUGGGAUUCUCUGUUGUGAUUGGAGUAUUGACUUUAAAUAAGAGGGUGAGAAAGAGAGCCUUCGAUUUUUAUGAUGUUGUAAUUUUAGCUAUUGAUGGGUGUAUAAGAGGUUAA
This is a messenger RNA of Cryptomeria japonica (Japanese cedar), 2988 nucleotides long. RefSeq names its product receptor-like protein EIX2. The record is from RefSeq and is a predicted model, not a curated record. Gene Ontology annotation, molecular function: protein binding. The transcript has a single exon. Bases 1 to 2988 code for a protein of 995 amino acids. Lineage: Eukaryota; Viridiplantae; Streptophyta; Pinopsida; Cupressales; Cupressaceae.